AAAGCGGCUUUUUUUUUCCCUACCUCAGGCUCAAACAAGUCUGCGUCUGAGUUGGAGGCUUUGGCCCCGCCCAGAGGGGGCUCUCCCCGACAGCCCCCGGCACGAGGGGCGGAGCUUCUGCCAGCUCGUGGGAAGCUGGCUCCCUCGCUCGUGCAGCGGCGCCUGUCCUGAGGGAGGGGCCUCACUUCUCCUGGUGGUGGCGGCGGAGUCGGAGCUUGAGUCAAGGAACCAAGUUGUGUACACGACAGCCCUGCGUGGAACCUGCUUGUGAGGGCUCCUGUCAGGCCACAGCCUCAAUACCACAUUUGGAAGUGACGUGUGCGGUGUAUCUGUGAUCCAUUUGAGUCCUAGAAAGGCACAAAUGUCCAGCUGAGUCCACGCUUUGCUGGGAACACAGCUGGAGUGAGAGUCAAAGCAGCUGGAUCACAGGUCCAGACCACCACAGUUCACGUGACUGAGGGGAGUGGCCUUGUGCUCUGCGUCACUGCGGGGGCGGAGCCUUCUCUGAGCAGUGCCUGUGAGUUCUGCCCAGCAAGUCUUGGGGGAGGAGCUGCAUUUUACCAGGCUGCAGCUGACAAGAAGCGUCAAGUCUCGGUUAAUAUCGGAGGUGCAUGUGGUGUGGGAACUCUCUACAUGUGAUUCGUAGGGUGAAAGGUCUGUCGGGAAAUCAACUGGCUUGAGAGUCAAGAUAGUUGGAUCACAUUGCGGGAUCAUCACUGUCCUCGUGACAGAGGUAUCUUCCAGAGUUCUCUUAUUCAAACAACAUGUUCAAGUAUCCUGGGGACUAAUUGUGGAAGAGAACAGUGCACAUAAACCAUAGACUCUUUGUGUUUCUAAAUCAAAAGAAACUUUAGUAAGACUGUUGUUGUGAUAGAAUUUGAAUUUGUAACCACAAGGCCAAAUAAUCUCUUUUCUGUAACACUAACUACUUGGCAUACUAAUCUAAAUCAUAAUGGAUGGUGAAUAUGUCCUAUGUAAUUGGAAAGAACAGUUAUGGCCAGCAAAAGUUUUAUAUAGCUCUGAAACUUUGUCAAACAGUAAAAGGAAAAAGGCAUUUUCCCUGGAAGUUCAAAUACUUUCACUAGAUGAGAAAAUUACCGUGGACAGCAAAGACGUAAGAGUCUUAAGUAAAUCUGAGGUUCAGACCAUUGUGUCCUUACUAGCAGUAGAAUCAGAGGUCAGAGUUCCGCCUAGGGAAGAGACAGCCUAUGAAAGAUCACUGAAAAUGGCACUGGAAAUCUUGAAAGGGAGAACAACUCAGAGCCAAGAAAGCAUGCCGAAUGAAGAGGGCACCACCGUAGCAUCUGAACGUGUACCACCAAAGCAGUCUGAUUCACCUCCUCCUAAAAAGUAUCGGAAACUUGAAAGCAACCUCCAAGAAGAUUCAGCUUCCAUGUUACUGUGCUCCGAGAGUGAUGAUUCCCUAUCUGAUGAUAAGCUGCAGGUGCACACAGCCAUUGAGAGUAUUGCAAGUGAAAAUGAAACAAAGGCAUCACAAAACUUCAGCUGGUGCCAAACUUACCCUUCAUUUCUGGAUGAUGAGGAUGAUAAAAAAGAAGAAAAGAAAAAGGUUGACAUCUCAGCGGUCAUGUCAAUGAAUUUAUCCCUCAAAGAGGAAACUGAAGACAUUAAAGAAGAAAAAUUUGUCCCACCAGCAGAAGAUCUCGUUGUACCUAAGGAGGAGGCCCAAGACAUCCCCCUACAGGUACCAACAGUUUCGUCUGAAUUUUCAACCUUCCCAGAGAAUGAUAUGGAAGAUCCUGGAGAGGGCCCAUCAAAUCAGAAUCCAUGCUUCUAUGGCAGCCAAAAUCAGUCUUCUGGGGAAUCAGAUAUAGGUCCUGAGAGCUCCCUUGCAGGGUGCUCAGGGGAAUAUCAGGUUUCACUUCCUGCCUGUAAUCCAGUCAAUAGUGAUCUACUACUUCAGAAACUAGAUUUAGAAGAUCUUGAAGAAGAAGCCCGAGCUUCUGGCAAGCUACUGUCUCUGAAUCCUGCUAGUGCAGCUGCUUUAGAUAAUGACAAUGAAGAUGAUGAUGAAGACCUCCCUCGCUUCAUUCUCUGCUAUGAGACACGUGCAUUUGAAACUGGAAUGAUAGUGUGGUUUAAAUAUCAAAAAUACCCAUUUUGGCCAGCAGUGAUCAAAAGCAUUAGGCGAAAAGAGAGGAAAGCUAGUGUACUCAUGGUUGAGGCAAACAUGAAUCCUCAAAAGAAAGGUGUUAGAGUCUCUUUCAGAAGAUUGAAAAAAUAUGACUGUAAAGAGAAGCAGGCUCUAGUGGAGAAAGCUAGGGAGGAGUACCGAGAAAGUAUCGAUUGGUGCGUGUCACUCAUCUGUGACUACAGAGUUAGACUAGGCUGUGGUUCUUUUACAGGCUCAUUCUUUGAGUAUUAUGCUGCUGACAUCAGUUACCCAGUCAGGAAAAUAAUCAAUCAAGAUACCUUCAGAAACAUAUUUCCGAAGAUACAUAAUGAAGACACAGGGGAGCAAAUGGCUGUGGCAUCCCACGCCAAGAGACUAUCUUUCCAGAAAAUUCUCCCUGACCGGAUGAAGCCUGCUCGGGACCGAGCUAACAAGAACCUGGUAGAUUUCAUUGUCAAUGCAAAAGGAGCAGAGAACCAUCUCUUGGGCAUUUUAAAGGGUACAAAAAAAUCCAAAUGGCUUAAAUCAUUUUUGAAUGCAAAGAGUUUCACACCCUGUAUUGAAACAUACUUUGAAGACGAAGAUCAACUGGAUGAGGUGGUGAAAUACCUACAAGAAAUCUAUAAACAAAUCGAUCAGAAGAUGCUAACUCUGAUAAAAGAUGACAAAAUUAAGUUUAUCUUGGAAGUUCUUCUACCAGAAGCAAUUAUUUGCUCAAUUUCUGCUGUUGAUGGCUUAGAUUAUGCAGCAGCUGAGGCAAAGUAUCUAAAGGGACCAUCCCUUGGCUACAGGGAGAGAGAAUUAUAUGAUUCCAAAAUCAUAUUUGAAAAGAGAAGGAGGUCAUUAGCAAAUGCCCAGAGUUGAAACCAUUAUGAAAGCUAGAUGAAAUUUUGGAAGAGUAACCAUCUAAAAUUUCCAACAUGUAAAUAUUUGCUGAAAAUGCAGGGGAGGUUCCUUGAAUCUAAGUUCUUUUAUUUUUUUGAAGAUCGGUGUGAUCUGCAGAUACCACUACAUCCAUCUUUAUUUUCUUGCGCUUUUUCAGAAUCAGCUUUGUCAAUAUAUUUUUAGCAGUUUGAUUUUCUAAUACAUUUUAGAAUUCAUAAUUCUUAAGUGAUUUUAAGGAAACUACUAUUUUGUUCUAUGAUUUUUUUUGUGUCUUUGCUGUAUAGGCAAAUGCAGUAUGCACAUUCAGUUUAAUAAAAAUUGCACUGGUGUUAGAUUUUAAGCAAGAGAAUUAGAAAAGAUGUCUAAAACAAAUAUCAGUUAUAUAUUUUUGCUCAAUUUUUUAUAAAAUAGUUUGUUUUCUCUUAAGAUAGCUGAAUUAUUUUUCCUGUCAUGCCUAUUUAUUUUUGGGAAAAAUAUCUUUAAAACAUAGAACCAAAGAUAGACUAAAUGUUGCUACAUAUUAUAACUAACCACAAUUGCUUUUGAAGAAAACAGUCUAAGAUUAAAACGUAAAUGGGUUGUCUGCAUGUAGUGUGUGUGUGUGUGUGUGUGUGUGUGUGUGUGUGUGUGUGUGCGCGUGUGUGUGUGUAACAUCUCAGAAGCAUGCAGAAAAUGACUUUGGCAUCCAUGAACAGAAUUGUUCAUUUUACACUUCUCUGAAAUUCCGGUUUGAGGAGUGUCUGUCUUUUGAUGCUAAAAUCACUUUUUAAAACAGAUAAGCUUCUGACUAUCUUCAUAACUGUGAGCAGGUCUUAUUACUAUAGCUAGCUAAGCACAUAUAGAAGACCGUUACAAUUAGCAUAACAACAGUCCUGCCACUCUACAGUCAAGGGUUGCUGCUUCAAUAUCUAUCUAGUUUGAUAUAAACUAGAAAAAGCAAGCACUGUGUUCACAAUCCUGUCUCCAAAUAGAAAUUCAUUUGUGUCAAACCAAGCAAGCUUUAGCAUCUAGAUGAUUUAUAGAAUGGUUCCAAUUGGUUCCAGUAACAUAAAUGCCAACUGGUAAAUCAUUCCAAACUACUAGAUGGACCAGAAUCUGGAAACUUGGAAAAAUGUUACAGCAAAAGUUCUUUAUUGCGGUAUGUGGCAGUUAUUCUGUAUAUGGUUACACAUACAAAAUUAGUUGUUCUUGUAACUUGAAACAAGAUAUUUUAUAAGACUAAAUCUUAGAAAAGCUAGUAUAUUAAAAAAACUUGAUGUGAAAAUAUGUAUUAAGGGCUUAACACAAACCUAUCCACAUUUUUACCUCAUAGAGUGAAACAACAUUUGCUCUUGGGCUCUUCUUUUGUGUCAUUUCACAUGGCUAUGUGUUUAUGUACACUUUGCGAAGUUUUGGCAUUUGAUUUAUAAUAAAACCAUUGUAUCCUUCACUUUAAAUGUUCAUUUCACUUUAGUUGUAUAGAAACAUUGUGCUGUUUGUAUAAAUUAAUAUAUGUAUAUGCAUAUAUAUGUGCACACACAAUUUGUUUAAAACUUUUGCUCGUUGUCAUCAUUUAAUUCUUGUUAUAAAUUGUUAUUCUA
Mesocricetus auratus (golden hamster) is the source of this 4599-nucleotide messenger RNA. RefSeq names its product PWWP domain containing 3B (gene Pwwp3b). NCBI's taxonomy places the organism in Eukaryota, Metazoa, Chordata, Mammalia, Rodentia, Cricetidae. The record is from RefSeq and is a predicted model, not a curated record. The transcript is spliced from 6 exons. Bases 953 to 2998 code for a protein of 681 amino acids.